Molecule: messenger RNA, 258 nt
Organism: Penicillium canariense
Lineage: Eukaryota; Fungi; Ascomycota; Eurotiomycetes; Eurotiales; Aspergillaceae
Exons: 1
Coding region: 1-258 (85 amino acids)
Source: RefSeq, a predicted model, not a curated record
AUGACUAUGGUAGGCACACGGCUGGGGAUGAUCUUCAUGUUUGUUGGAUGUGGAUUCCUGAUCGGCACCCCGAUCGCAUCCCUUAUGUUGGAUUUGGCGAAGGCAGAUCUCUGGGAGGCGCAGCUCUUUAGUGGCGUGUUUGUGACGGCGGGCACAGUAUGCUUUGUGAUUCUGCGGUUGAUUUUGGUGAAAAAGGUGGAUGGAUGGGAGAUCAGAGAUUCCUGGCAAACUUAUGAAGGAGUUGAAAUGGUUUAUUAG